Messenger RNA from Myotis daubentonii (Daubenton's bat), 2630 nucleotides. RefSeq names its product prospero homeobox 2 (gene PROX2). The record is from RefSeq and is a predicted model, not a curated record. Gene Ontology annotation, molecular function: RNA polymerase II cis-regulatory region sequence-specific DNA binding; DNA-binding transcription factor activity, RNA polymerase II-specific. Gene Ontology annotation, biological process: regulation of transcription by RNA polymerase II. Gene Ontology annotation, cellular component: nucleus. Lineage: Eukaryota; Metazoa; Chordata; Mammalia; Chiroptera; Vespertilionidae.
UCCCUGCCCCAACACUGAGGGACUCUGAUUUAGCAGAACUGGCUACUGAAUUUGCUGUUUUUAACAAGUGCCAGGUGGCUCUGUUGCAGGUAGCCACUAAGAAAGUUACUCUGAAUCGGACAGAUCUUGUCUGGACUCCAGCCUGCCACUCACUAGCCGUAUGACUUCACCAAGUAACUUCGUAACCUCUCUGAGCCGGUUUCCUUACCUGUAAAGUAGGCAUGACCACAUCCUCAGGGAGUUAUGAUAAUUAAAUCAGGUGAUGGAUGUGACGGUUUUGGCAUCAUGUCAGUUACGCCGUAGGCUGUCAUCGUUUUUUUUUUAUUGCCAUUCUCGUGUUAUUGCUAUGCCCUGGCAGAACUUCCUCCCUGGAGGACCACUCACUCUUGGGAAUCCUCCAAGUGUGGGCCCAAACCGGCAGCACCACAGUGGCUGGGGGCUGGUGAGAGACGCGGCCCCCGCCCCACGCAGACCUGGGAAUCAGCAUCCGCAUUCUGACAGGGUCCCCAGGAGACCUGUGCACACAUUCAAGUUCGAAAAGCACUGCUGAACGUCACAUGUACCGCGUUCUUCCUGUCUUUAAUUUCAGAGCCAGCCCGGGAGGUCCCGAAGCCCCGGUAUCCCAGAGGCUGAAUCCUCGACCCGGCUCAUUCGGCUGCACCUCCAGCUGAGGACCUUAGGAGAAGGGAUUCCCUCACGGAGCUUCAACCAAGCCCACAGCCUCCGAGCAAGUGAGUGUGGAGCAGGGGAUGGAUCCAAACGCUGGCUUGCUUCCUGCGCCAUCCCGGGCCUGUCCCCAGCCAGCACAACCCGGUAUGGAAGGGAGGAGCAGCCCAUCGCCCCGUGAGCAGGGCAGAGGCGCCUCCUUUCCCUGGAACCAGGUCCCCAAUCCCAGCCUCACGGACCCGGACUGGUUUUGGGAUGAGCACAUCCAGGCAAAGAGGGCCCGCGUGGAGACCAUCAUCCGAGGCAUGUGCCUCUCCCCUAACCCUCUGGUGCUCGGCGGUGCCCGAGCCAGGGACGGCCCCGGCUGCCCAGAGAAGGUCCGGGAGCGGAAGAGGAAGCAGGACCUUCCCAUGCAGCAACCCCCCCUGAAACCAGGCCCUGCCGGGAGCCAGGGCAGCAGGAAGGGGGGCCCUCGCGUGAGAGAACAGCUUCGCCUGCUGAAGCAACAGCUGAGACGACUGCAGGAGCACCUCCUGCAGGCCGAGCCCCGGGACCCCGCGCCCGGCCCCGGGAGUGCCCAGCGGAGGGAUGGCUGUGGGCGGCCCGGGGCCAUGGACAGUGGCCGCCACCAGGGUUCCAGUGGGGACCUCCCUGGGGUGGAAGAACACAGAGUGGCUGAGGUCGAUCACCAGCCGGAGGAAGUCAGGUUCCUUCCUUGUGGGACACGUGCUUUGCUGGAGACCCUGCGGAAGGAACUGACGGGGGCAGUGUCCCAGGCCGUGGACUCAGUGUUGCAAAAGGUACUGCUGGACCCGCCAGGCCACCUGACUCAGCUGGGCCGAAGCUCCCAGGGGCUGGUGCCAGGGGGCAGAAGCGAGACUUCACCUGAGGGAGGUGCCUGUGAAAACCCCCUCCCGCUGGCCGCCUUGCCCAGGGGGGCCCAGGCCCAGGCCCCGGCUGGGUGCCCACUGGGAAACUCAUCACUGGCCAAGCCUCUAGACUCUCCUAGAUACCCUGUCUCCCCAAGAAUGACCUCCAAACCCUGCCAGGCCCCCCCAGCAAACUGUGCCGUGACCGUGCCUUCCCUCAUGCAGGAAAGUCAGAUUCUUGGUCAGCUCCUGGGUCAUGGACCCCCUGGACACUGGAGCGGCCGUCUCCCCCAGGGCGCAUCUUCCCAAAGUCACUCCUCCCCGGAGUCUGGCCUGCGACCUUGGGGAGCUGUCAGACUGCGACCUUCGGUGUUGAGCCAGCAGCACCCCAUGCCCUUGGCUCCCACCUGUCUGGAGAAGCUGCCCUUUCUUCCCCCCGUGAAGAUGGAGCAGGGGGGCCUGCAGGCUGCCGCCGAGGUGCUCCCGUUCCCUUCGGUCCACAUCCAGGAGGGUCUAAAUCCUGGUCACUUGAAGAAGGCCAAGCUAAUGUUUUUCUUCACACGCUACCCCAGCUCCGGCCUCCUGAAGGCGUGUUUCCCUGACGUCCAGUUCAACCGCUGCAUCACCUCCCAGAUGAUCAAGUGGUUCAGCAACUUCCGAGAGUUCUAUUACAUCCAAAUGGAGAAAUCUGCCCGGCAGGCAAUUUCAGAUGGCGUCACAAAUCCCAAAAUGCUCGUGAUUCUCCGCGACUCAGAGCUUUUUCGAGCUCUCAAUAUGCACUAUAACAAGGGAAAUGACUUUGAGGUCCCGGAUUGCUUCUUGGAAGUCGCCAGCUUGACAUUACAGGAGUUCUUCAGGGCUGUCUCCGCAGGGAAAGACUCAGAUCCUUCCUGGAAGAAACCCAUUUAUAAAAUUAUUUCCAAGCUGGACAGUGACAUCCCAGAGGUAUUCAAAUCUCCCAGCUAUCCCCAGGAGCUGCUUCGGAACGAAGAUCCCACAGAGCGAGGAGCAGCUGGCCAGGGUUUCCUGGGUUUGUCUUAAAUGGCCGCUGUGGUGAUAUAAAAGGGACAUAAGGGCAGUCCUCUCCCCGCCACC